AACGUAAAGAACUCUUCCCGGCAAAUAAACCGUUCGCUGUUUUCAUCUUCUCUAUGGCCAGUUCCGACAAAGUUAAUUUAUUGGGUAAGCGAGAGCCAGAAGAUGAUUUGGAGACCAAACCGAUUCUGAAGAAACAUAAGGAAAAUUCCGAGGAGGAGAACAAGGAGCAGAUCAAAGGAACGGUCGAGUUGUUGGAGACAAAAUCUGAUCAGGCUCCAGUGAAGGAGACAGUGGAAGGACUUGAUGAAACUCCCGAUUCUGUUGAGGUACCUAAGAAGUAUAUGUCUGGUCUUUUGAUUCGUUGCUUUCCCUCAAGAAAAAAGACGCUCUAUGUUUGCUGUCUCCCUCGCGACACUAAAAUGCCAGAUAUCAUCGAUUUCUUCAAAGAUGUUGGACAAGUUGUUAGUGUUCAACUUACUACAAAACGCAACGGUUUGCGUUUGUCCACUGGCUUCGUUGAGUUUGCUUCUGCUAACGAAGCAAAGAAGGCGCUGGAUAUGAAGAAUGGUGAAUAUUUGUGUGGUAAUAAGCUUAUUCUUGGCAUGGCUAGCUGCGAAAAUAUUGCACAACCCAAGUAUUGCAUAUAUCACAAGGUUUGCAGGUACGAAGACUACAUUCAACAAGAAAGCCUUCCGAUUGAAGAAGAGGAGACACCUCCCAAAAUUGUUCAGGCAGCUGCUGUAAGAAAAAAUACGCUCUUUGUUGCCAAUCUCUCUCCCCAAACUAAAAUAUUACAUAUACUCGAUUUCUUCAAUGAUGUUGGAGAAGUUGUUAGUGUUCGACUUAUUGUAAGCCCCGAGAGUAAGCAUGUGGGCUAUGGCUUUGUUGAGUUUGCUUCUCCUUGCUUAGCAAACAUGGCGCUGGAAAAGAAGAAUGGUGAAUAUUUGCACGAUCAUAAGAUUUUUCUUGGUGUGGCUAAGACAGCUCCGUACCCUCCACGAAUCAAGUACAACCUUGCAGAGAAGCUUUGGUACGAAGACUAUCUUCUACGAGAUAGCCUUCUGAUAGAAGAAGAUGAGACAGUGGAAGGACUUGAUGAAACUCCUAGUUGUGUUGAGGCAGUUGCCUUAAGAGAAAAGGUGCUCAUUAUUGCGCAUGUCCCUCGCCGAACAAAAAUAUCACAUAUCAUCGAUUUCUUCAAAGAUGCUGGACAAGUUGUUAAUGUCCGACUUAUUGUAGACCAAAAGGGCAAGCCUUUUGGCCGUGGCUUUGUUGAGUUUACUUCUGCUGACGAAGCAAAGAAGGUCAGAUUAGUUUAUAGUAAUGAUGAAAAGUAUUUUACUAGUCAUUAGAAAUUUAGUGUAUACUUAUGAAGAGGAAAUAAUUACUAGAAUAUGUUUAUUUUUAUAAUAGAACACAUCUUUU
Molecule: messenger RNA, 1365 nt
Organism: Arabidopsis thaliana (thale cress)
Lineage: Eukaryota; Viridiplantae; Streptophyta; Magnoliopsida; Brassicales; Brassicaceae
Product: polynucleotide adenylyltransferase domain/RNA recognition motif protein
Exons: 15
Coding region: 54-1292 (412 amino acids)
Cellular component (GO): nucleus
Molecular function (GO): RNA binding; nucleic acid binding
Source: RefSeq, marked reviewed